This is a messenger RNA of Nyctereutes procyonoides (raccoon dog), 4858 nucleotides long. Its product is annotated as zinc finger protein OZF-like. The transcript is spliced from 3 exons. NCBI's taxonomy places the organism in Eukaryota, Metazoa, Chordata, Mammalia, Carnivora, Canidae. The coding region runs from base 183 to 1829 and encodes 548 amino acids. The record is from RefSeq and is a predicted model, not a curated record. Gene Ontology annotation, biological process: regulation of transcription by RNA polymerase II. Gene Ontology annotation, molecular function: RNA polymerase II cis-regulatory region sequence-specific DNA binding; DNA-binding transcription factor activity.
UAAUGUUCUGGAGCGCAGGUUCGGGGUCCGGGUGACUAACUGAGAAGGUGCUAAGGGAGCCGCUGUCCCCGCCGCACAGACUGGGGUCCACGGCUCGGCGACGCCGCCCAGACUGCCCCGCACGGGGUCCAGGACAGAGACCCCCCAGCCCGGGUGUCCGUCCGCCCCGCCCCCGGAGUCCGAUGGCGGCGGCCGCGCCCAGGGCCCCUCCGCAGGGCACUGUGACCUUUGAGGAUAUUGCCAUGUAUUUCUCCUGGGAAGAAUGGGAUCUUCUUGAUGAGGCUCAGAGACACCUGUACCAGGAUGUGAUGCUGGAGAACUUAGCACUUAUAACUUCUUUGGGUUGUGAGCAUGGAGCAGAGGAUGAGAAGGCCCCUUCUGAGCAGAGCAUUUCUGUAGAAGGAGUAUCACAGGUCAGGAUUCCCAAAACAGGUCUUCUUUCCCAGAAGGCCAACCCCUAUGAGGUGUGUGGUCCAAUCUUGAAAGACAGUUUUCACUUGGCUGAGCACUGGGAAACACAAUUCAGUGAGAAACUGUAUACCAGUGGGACACAUGGGAAAAGAUUCUAUUUCAGUGAAAACCUUCAUCACAAAAAGCAGCACGUGAGAGAUCAGCCCUUUGGAAGCAACAUAAGCAGAGCUUCAGUGGUGGUCAAGAGUUGCAGAUUGCAAGUUUCAGGGAAGCCCUUUAUCUGUGGGGAGGUUGGAAAGGACUUCCUGGCCAGCUCAGGAUUCCUCCAGCAACCAGCCACACACACUGGAGAGAAGUCAAACAGUGGAACUGAAUGCAGGAUGGCCUUCCCCAAAGGAAAGACUCAACACCACUGGGGAGACUGCACAGAAGCUUUCAGCCACAAGCACACAUUUACCCAUCACCAGAGAGUCCGCCCUGGAGAAAGAUGUUACAUGUGCAGUGAAUGUGGGAAAUCUUUUAGCCAUAACUCGAGCCUUAUUAAACACCAAAGAGUUCACACAGGAGAAAGGCCUUAUGAGUGUGGGGAAUGUGGGAAAUCCUUUAGCCAAAGCUCCAACCUCUUUCAGCAUCGGAGAGUUCACACUGGAGAAAGGCCUUAUGAGUGCAGUGAAUGUGGGAAAUCUUUUAGCCAGAGCUACAGCCUCAAUAACCAUCGGAAAGUUCACACUGGAGAAAGGCCAUUUGAGUGUGGAGAAUGUGGCAAAUCCUUUAGUCAAAGAUCUAACCUCAUUCAACAUCAGAGAAUUCACACUGGAGAAAAACCUUAUGAGUGCAGUGAAUGUGGGAAGUCCUUUAAUCAAAGCUCUGCACUCUUGCAGCACCAUACCAUUCAUACUGGAGAACGGCCCUAUGAGUGCAAUGAAUGUGGGAAAUCCUUUACCUACAAUUCCAGUCUCUUAAAACAUCAGAAAGUCCACACAGGAUCAAAGCCUUAUGAGUGCAGUGAAUGUAGGAAAUCUUUUAGCCAGAAUUGCAGCCUUGUUCUACACCUGAGAGUUCACACUGGAGAAAGGCCUUAUGAGUGCAGCAAAUGUGGAAAAUCUUUUAGCCAAAGCUCUGCACUCCUUAAACACCAUAGAGUUCACACUGGAGAAAGGCCAUAUGAGUGCAGUAAGUGUGGGAAGUCCUUUAGACGAAGCUCCAACUUCAGUGACCAUCGGAGAAUUCACACUGGAGAAAGGCCUUAUAAGUGUAACCAGUGUGGGAAAUCUUUUAGUAAAAGCUCUGGCCUCACUCGACACCAGAGAAUUCAUACUGGUUUGGGCAUCAUAAAUGUCUUGAAUGAGAAAGCCAUUAGCCAAAGGCCUUAUUAUCUCAUUGAUUACCACAAAAUUCACAUGGGAGAAACAACUUAGAUGUGUAGCAAAUGUAUUUCCUUGUUCAGUAUAACAACACUCAAGGAGAUCUCUUUUGAGGGUGCCAUCUGCCUAAAUUGAGUUUCAUACAUCCAAACAUCAAAAUAAAUUCCAGGUAUGGGGAUGCCUGGGUGGCUCAGUGCUUAAGCGUCUGCCUUCGGCUCAGGGUGUGAUCCUGGGGUCCUCGGAUCAAAUCCCACAUGGGGCUCCCUGCAUGGAGCCUGCUUCUCCCUCUGCCUGUGUUCCUGCCUCUCUCUCUCUCUCUGUGUCUCAUGAAUAAAUAAAUCAAAUCUUAAAAAAAAAUUCCAGGUAUGUAGGAGCUGCAUCACAUUUGAGCAUAGUCCUGUGUCAGAUUUUUAUUACUGUUGGUUCUGUAGCAGCACCUGUUUACCUCUACCACCUGCAGAUGUCCACAGGUGCAUCAUUUAUCUACCCUGACCUGUUCAGGGAAGUUAACCUUGGUAUUUGCCCAUUCACUGGUAAACGUGUGGGAAGCCAGAGUACUCAUUCCUUUCUCUCUGAUUAGUUAAGGCAUGGAUGGCCCAGUUGUGGUCCAGAGGACUCCAUCUGAGUUCUGCUGAUGACCUGAAAAGUCACCUUUUUUAGGGAUAUUAUUGGUCUGGUGACUCUUGUGAUGGCAUUUCUAGCCCCCAAGUCACCAACCCAGGAACAGCCUUCCUCCAUUAAUCUGAUUUGUGCUAUAACAAAGCCCUUAUUGUUUAAGUCACCUUUAUCUUGAGAGUUAUUCACUUUAUGUGAUGGUUUUGGAGCAACAGAACAACAGGAGAAACAGCUCCUGUGAGCACCCCAAUGUUUAUGUGCAUCAGAGGGCUGGAAGAGUGGUAGUCCUCUCUCUGGUUUGGCUCUUGUUUGUGUUGUUGCCCCAUGCCUCAAAGGAAAUUACAUAGGAUUUUGUGGUUAAAUUGUAGCCUGGGUGGCAGGACAUUUUGUGGUGUCAGAGCUCCCCCUGAAGGGGUGCAAUGGUGACAAACUCCAGUACUUCUGGGAACAACAUAAAAUUGUUCUUUGGUUUGCUGGGAAUAUGGCAUUGUGCUCAGCACUGGGGAAGAAAUCUGUUCCCAGGUCCUGCAGAGGAGUGAUGGACACCAAUGUCCAGAAUUCUGUGUGGUGGUGUCAGUGGCUGAAAGAUUAUAGGAGGAAUCCUAAUUGUACGCAAAUAGUAGAUGAUUAGAGAGUACAGGAGACUGCACCAAACUGGUUGAAAUGUGCCUUUUUUAAAAGGGCACUUGUGGGCAGCCCGGGUGGCUCAGCGGUUUAGCACCUGCCUUCGGCCCAGGGCAUGAUCCUGGAGUCCCGGGAUUGAGUCCCACAUCAGGCUCUCUGCAUGGAGCCUGCUUCUCCCUCUGCCUGUGUCUCUACCUCUCUCUCUCUCUCUGCAUCUCUAUGAAUAAAUAAAUAAAAUCUUUAAAAAAAAUGCCAACCUGGGAACCCUAAAGCUGCUUUUAACAUUUCUCUACAACUUAAUUGUUCUUUGUUGAUAAUAUAGAAGCUGGAAUUUUGAGCCACCAUUUUGAGUUACUUCUGGUUUAAGUUUCUCCUGGAGAUGUGCACUACAUGGCCUACUAAACUUCCUCUCUCUCUCUCUCUCUCUCUCUCUCUUUCUCUUUCUCCCCCUUCCUCCUUCCCUCCCUCUAAUCUGUCUUUCUGUUACAUGGACCUCAGCCAAAAACACAGAAGGGUAAUGGAACAUCAUUUUUCUUUUCCCUACACCUGCUGAAUGUAGACAUAACACCAAAGAAGUCUUCCCUACCCCCUCACCAAUUUUCUUUUCAUCCUUGGGGUCACACACAGCCUAAGUAUGUGGGCCUUGAUGGAAGAUUUGACAGCAGCUUUAGUUGCUCUGCAGUAUUUUGUUUUGUUUCUUUAAGAUUUUAUUUAUUCAUGAGAGAGAAAGGGAGGCAGAGGCAGAGGGAGAGGCAACCUCCUCACAGACCAGGGAGCCCAAAGUGAGACUCCAUCGCAGGACCCUGAGAUCCAUGGGAAAUUGUCUUCCUUAUGUCAGAAGGAGAGUGACAUUCCUCUCAAGGACAGGAAGCUGAGAAUAAGAAAAUUCUGUACAGCCCUUUGAAUCAUUAUAUUUGUAUCUUUGGAGUAAAUCUCCAGUAGUGCAAUUGCUAGGUCAUAGGGUAGCUCUAUUUUCAACUUUUUUGAGGAACCUCUAUACUGUUUUCCAGAGUGGCUGAACCAGCUUGCAUUCCCAUCAACAGUAUGAGAGGGUUCCCCUUUCUCUUCAUCCUCACCAACAUCUGUCAUUUCUUGCUUGUUGAUUUUAGACAUUCUAAGUAGUGUGAGGUGAUAUCUCAUUGUGGUUUUGAUUUAUAUUUCCCUGAUGCUGAGUGAUGUUGAGCAUUUUUUCAUAUAUUUGUCGGCCAUGUGUAUGUCUCCUUUGGAGAAAUGUCUUUUCAUGUCUUCUGCCCCCUUGAUUGAGUUAUUUGUUCUUUGGGUGUUGAGUUGGUAAGUUCUUCAUAGAUUUUAGGUACUAGUCCUUUAUUACAGUGUCUUUCAAAAUAAAACAUACUCUUACCAUAGGAUCCAGCAAUAAAUUGGUAUUUAUUGACCCUGAAUGAGUCAAAAAAGUAUGUUCACACAGAAACCUGCGCACCAAUGUUUAUAACUUUAUUCAUAACUGCCAGAACUUGGUUGGAAGCAACCAAGAUGUCCUUCAGGAGGAACCAACACAUUGUUCUGGUGGAGGAUGUUGAUAGGCUCAUGUGGGGGUGGGAUGGGGCUCUGAGUGUGUGUGUAUUUGGUGGGCAGGGAGCAGUGAAGGCAGAGCAGAGAGCAUAUGGGAAAUCUCUGUACUCUCUGCUCAGUUUUGCUAGAAACCCAAAACUGUUCUUUAAAUCACACACACAGGGACACCUGGGUGGCUCAGUAGUUGAGCAUCUGCCUUCAGCUCAAGGCAUAAUCCCAGGGUCCUGGGAUCAAUUCCUGCAUUGGGCUCCCUACAUGGAGCCUGCUUCUUCCUAUGCCUAUGUCUCUGCUCUCUCUCUCUCUCUCUCUCUGUG